Messenger RNA from Hermetia illucens (black soldier fly), 772 nucleotides. RefSeq lists its product as uncharacterized. The transcript has 3 exons. The coding region runs from base 6 to 755 and encodes 249 amino acids. Lineage: Eukaryota; Metazoa; Arthropoda; Insecta; Diptera; Stratiomyidae. The record is from RefSeq and is a predicted model, not a curated record.
UCUCAAUGCUGAAUCCUGAAACAGAAUACCUUCCUAACAUUAAAAUAAGUAAACUACGGAGUGAAUUGAAGUAUCUGACAAACAACUUCGAACUUCAAAUUUUCGAGAUUGGCUCAUCUAUUUUUUACAUUUUACUGCCUAUGGAAACCGCGAAUCCAAUUAUCCCAAACUACUCAGACGGCGUCAAAAUUACAGAUUGGGACGUUCGAUUACAGGCCUACCCUUAUGACUAUUGCACAACCAAAGGUGCCCAUUACCGCACUUUUGGAGCUGACCAGAAGUUCCAUUUUACAAAGACCACUACGCAUGAAGCUUUGGAGCAAGGGAUCACCCCAAAGAACAAGAAAGGGGACGACGACACUACAAGAGUUACGCGGAGACCGAUGAUAAAUUUUACAUCCUUUCCAGUUAUAGACACCGAAAAGAGAUUUGCCGCAACAAUGAAGGAAGCAACUGAUUGCAGUCCGUAUCGCAGCGACAACAAAGCGAAAAUGUAUAUGACUACCUACAAGCGCAGCUAUAUUGACCAUAGACCACGACCUAUCAAGGAACCUGAAGUUAUCCCUGAUAUCCAGGAUGUAUAUCCGCUCUUCAAUAGAAUCUCCAAGAGUGAUUUUGAAGUUAUUGGACCAAUGGCGCCUCGUAAAUUCAUGGAUGAUCACCUCAUGCAUCCUUCACCUCAGAAGCAACUUUCGAACCAUUAUAAACAAAUUAGGAUGGUCUCAUAUUGUCCAUGGUUGGGAACUUAUAAAUAAAUAAUUAUGUUUGGUGA